Cooperia oncophora is the source of this 222-nucleotide messenger RNA. The record is from the annotation of a GenBank genome assembly. NCBI's taxonomy places the organism in Eukaryota, Metazoa, Nematoda, Chromadorea, Rhabditida, Trichostrongylidae.
AUGGGCUUACGCCUCCUUGCUGUUCAGCAGCGGGCAUUCCUGCGGGUAGUCCGCAGCGCGUCGGCUGCUGCGCCACAGAAAAAACUGCCAGAAAAGGUUGAACCAACGACACCGGAACUAGCAGAAGAAAUUAAGCGCUGCUAUUCAAAUCUCGACUUAUCUUUCGAAAACACGAAAGAAGCAUUCAAGGUGAGGUUCUUGUUGGACUGGUCUGAUUUUUAG